Molecule: messenger RNA, 3846 nt
Organism: Besnoitia besnoiti
Lineage: Eukaryota; Apicomplexa; Conoidasida; Eucoccidiorida; Sarcocystidae
Exons: 16
Coding region: 1-3846 (1281 amino acids)
Source: RefSeq, a predicted model, not a curated record
AUGCAGCAGUUCCAGCAGAUGGAGCAGGAAGGCACCUCAGGGCUUCUGCUCCAACCCGUGUCGACAGGCUUUGUGCGGUUCCUCCUCCUACUGAGUCGCUGGCCGUGGGUCCGCGGCUCGUGCGCACCUCCGCGAGCGUUUCGACGAAGUCUAGCUGCUGCGCUCAAAGACAUCCGUGUCGAGCGGUUCAGUGUCUCCUGGCUCGCGUCCGGGAAGAGAGCGGCCGCUGCAGGCCAGGAGGAGGGCGAGGAUGACGGCGAAAAGACGCAGACGAAGAAGCUCUACGUCGGUCACUUGGGCUCCAUGUACACGACCGUCUGGGGCGGGGCGUUCAGUGGCCGCUUGACACUGACGCCGGAGAUUCUCUUUUGGCUGCGGCAGCUAGGCCCCUUCCAGCCUCUGCGUCUCGCGGCGGAUCUGUCGCCUCGAAGUCACGAGAGGAAGGCAGCCCGCGCGGCGAUCGACCAGAAACGCCACAGUCUCCUUCAAGGAGAGGACCGAAGCGGCCUCUACUACGCUCUUCCCGGUUUUGCAGAGUCUGAUGUGACUCUCGGAGGAGAAGGAGAGAACAAGCGCAAAAACGAAAAGACCCUCUCCGUUAGUGCCUACAGCGCCUCUCUUCUCGCUGGUGACGGCGACGGCAUGCAGGUGCACACUGACGCAGACAGCACCGAGUCCGAGAGCGAGGCUCAGUUCCGGCAGGCGUUGGCCGCGGCGCGCAAGCGCCAACCUGGCGGAUGCGUCUCUCAUUCGUCUGCGGCGGCAUCUGGCCGCGGGCGUCUUCCAAGACUGGAGAAAGACGCGGCGUCCGGCGGCCGCGGAGCUUCGCAGGACCUCGAUCUCGCAAAGGGCUUCGCGUAUCUCGGUGGAGGAUUCACGCACCUCAACACGUCUUGGUCCUACGUGCCCCCGAAACGCCGUCUAACCUUCCUCCCUUCUGCAGGCCUUCACGCCGACUCCUGUCGCGCCGAAAAGCAAGACGAGGAGAGCAAAGGCGGGAAAGAAAGUCGCAAACGUCACUCGGUGGCUCUGAACCAGGGCGACGCGGAGGCAGGAGCCCGAUCAGCCAAAGUGGACGGAGACGGCACAGAGGACGGCGCGUGCAGCGGCGUCGCUUCUUCGGCGUGGGUAGUCGAGAACAGCAGCAGCGACGAAUCUGUCCGCGCCUUCAUCAGCGACGAUGCAGUCUACAGACGGCGAUUCCGCUCCUGGCGCAAGCGGCAAAGGAAAGCAGGCGGAAGGGUUUUUUUGCUUUCCCGGUCUGUGCGUGCGGCGGAGUCGGCGGCCGCGCUGGGGACAGGCUCAGGUGAUAGUCCUGUCGACGACGCGUGGCAAGGUCACAUAUUGGACGAGUUUUUGAGGCGAAUGGGCUCGGGGAUGUCCCUCUCACGGUACACGCAGCUAGCGAAUGCGGCUGCAGCGGGCGCGUCGACUCUCGCCUCAGCGAGCCGUCGAAAGUUUGGCACCCGUUCUCGAAAGCGACCUCUCUCUGCAGCGGACGCGUCCAAGUUCUCGCCUGAGUCGCUGAUCUCUUCGGAGCAAGCGUCCGCCAUGCACGACUUGAAGCACCUUCAGCCGCGCCCCGUGUGGGGCGGCACGGGCGCCUCGUUUGCUGGCUCGCCUGAGUCGUCGGUCUUCAGCCUUGUCUCUGAACCGAAGAAAAUCUGCCGCCUGAGGAGGAAACCUCGGGUGCGCGCAGUCGAACCGGCGUGGGAUCUACAGUCUCCGUCAGCCUCUCUAAACGCGUUAGAGCGUGGCAGGGCUGCGAACGGCGGCUCGUCACGAGCUGUAGACUCUAAACAUGCUCCCGAGUUCCCGUUCGGUAUGGUUGCGAAGGGAGUGUGGGGAGGCUCUCCAGGGGCUCACGCUGGGUCGAGCACUUUGAAAGGCCGAGAAGUUCAGUUGAUCUGCGUAGAUGAGUCAGAGGUGCACAAGCGGCUUGGAAAGACGAAGCUCUACCAGCAGGUCUUGCACGGAAUGGAAGAUAAGCUCAUGGCCAGGCGCGAAUUCUACGUGGUGGUCGACGAGCAGAGUCGGGAGCUUCGCGUGGUCCCUGCCGGUCGUCUCGUCUUCUUUUUGACAGAGACACCGCGACAGAGACAGGAGCAGUUCCUUUCGCGUCUCUUUGCGGAUCUGCGGCGGCGCUCUAGAGGCACAUUCCUGCAAAGUCUGCUGACCAAGCGUAGAAACGCAAGGAACAUUCUCCUCAUGAACGCGAUGAUCUGGCAAAAUCAACUCAAACAUGUCAACAAGGCUCGCCUGUGCCUCUUGCUCGGCGGCUACUGGCGUGACGCCGCCUUCGCUGCCGCUAAUGGUUCUCUGACAGAGCAGCAGCUUCUACAGGAUUUCCUCUCCGUUAACGGCGCGUGGCUAUCCGACCUCGUAGAAAAGUCGGCGGGCGCGUCAGGCGAGUCUUCAGGAAAUCAUCAGGGCUCCAAGCAGAACUCGGCUAGGCGGCUCAUCGAAGCUAUUAGCCGAAGGUGGUCAGUGGAGGACCGCAGCAGGCGCUCAGCGACUGAAGAAGGGUCGUGGCAGGCAUUCCAGCGCGACACGCCAGCAGUCAAGGCAGCCGCCGCCAGCAUGCACCUUCCUCCUGCUGUCCUUGAGAAGAUCGACGAAGCUGCCGAAGACGCUGCAGUCGUCGCUAGAGCCGCCGUCACUGCUGCGGAUCGCCGAACGAAGGAGAUAGUCAAACGAAACCUUUUACCAGGGCUGUUGCUUCGAUACAUUCAGCGCAUCUUCCCCCUGUUCGUGCGGGUGUACUUGACCGCCCGCUGCACAUUCGCCUUGCAGAGGAGAGAGGAGCAAUCGUUCACCCGACGCAUGCGCCAGGUGGAGAAUACAGGAGCUAAGGGAGGCGGGGCUGCCGCGGCUAGCGCCGCUGGAGGCUUCUCGGCAAACGUUCUGCGCGGACAGUACGAUGUCUUCACGGCUGGAGUUUCUAGCACGUCCCCCAUGGGAGAUCUGGAGAAGGCGGAAGCGGGCACGACAAUGGAAAGCCGUUUGAAGGCGAUGUUGCCGCCUUUCAACGCGUCAGCCACCAGCCCGGUAGAGCUCUUUGACGUCGGCAACCUUCUUCCGCUUCACCUGGUGCAAAUUGCGGAGGAGGGAAGCAGUUCUUUCUCCGCGUCUCCGUUUGUGCUGCUGGUGAAGGGAGGCAGCCGCGCCAGUCAAGUCGACGUCGUUGCGAUGGAAGAAUCCUGGGGCCGGUUCGCGGUGGACUACGCGCGUCACGUCGGUCAAGAGCGUCGCAAUCGCCAAGGCGAAGGAAACGGAGGUCCUCUUCUGUCCACGCUAUCUGUCGACGAUUGCGCACGGCUGACGAAGGUUCUCCGUGCCCUCGUAGUGUUAUACAGUCGGCAGAACAAGACUUUCUUCGGCGCAAAGGGGCUUGGCAACGCGUUGCGUGUCUACCUGGGUCGCGCGUCAGAUGAUACCGCCGGACCCAACUUUGACGUUCUGCCGCUGCCAGUCUCGCAGUGGAUUGCGCGCACAUUUUUGCAGCAAGAUGAACAGGAACAACUGUUCCUCUCGCAAGAAAAGAAGACCAAGCUUCUGGCAACCGUCCUAUGGCUGUGUGUGGCCUCUUCGUCUAACUGGACAUUCGACUUCGAAGGCCUGCUGGUGCAUGAGUGGAAUGGUCGUUACGGAGGACACUUUGAGGGGUGUGCCUCCCUCAUUGGCUUGAAACGCACGGGAAAUGACUCGAAGCCGCGUGAAUACCGGCUUGAGCUCCCGUGUCCGCUCACGACGGGCGAAGCUAUAGAGGCGUCUCAGCGUGCCCAGAUAGUGGCGCCGAUUCACUCCCUUCUCGGGCACGACAAGAAAAAGCGGUCUACGCGUUAA